This is a messenger RNA of Fukomys damarensis (Damara mole-rat), 228 nucleotides long. Its product is annotated as keratin-associated protein 19-7-like. NCBI's taxonomy places the organism in Eukaryota, Metazoa, Chordata, Mammalia, Rodentia, Bathyergidae. The record is from RefSeq and is a predicted model, not a curated record. The transcript has a single exon. Bases 1 to 228 code for a protein of 75 amino acids.
AUGAGCUACUACGGCAGCUACUACGGAGGCCUGGGUUUCGGGUACGGAGGCUUUGGAGGCCUGGGCUCCAGCUACGGCUGCGGCUGUGGCAGCUUCCGCCCCCUGGGUUGUGGCUGUGGCUAUGGCGGCUAUGGUCUUCGUUCUGGCUAUGGCUAUGGCUCUGGGUACAGAUAUGGAUGCUGCCGCCCAUCAUGCUAUGGAGGAUCCUGGUCUUCUGGCUUUUAUUGA